CAGUCCGACCGCACUGUUCUAGCGGUCAAGGCUCUGCACGCGCACGCCUGUGCCGAUACCGUGAACUUAUAGAAAAAUAAAACGAAAAAAAAAAGCGCGCGCUCGCGUUCUGUCAAAAUCAAAAGUAUUUAGUAUUUUUUCUUUUGGAAUCGAAUUAGUUUGUAAGUUCGAUGAGUUGUUAAUUAGUUUUUUUUUAGUACGAAUAACUGUUAAAUCCUCAGUGCCGGUGGAUAAUGAGUUCACUGUGAUUGUGAGAGCACUCGUCUUGGUGUCCGUUAAGCAGGAUCAACGGGGCUUCGAAGUGAGCGGCAGGACGAAAAUGCAACAGUCGUAGCGGAGACGAACUAGGAGACAGCACGCAAAAUGGGCCCACCUUUAAGCAUUUGGCCUUACAGCCAACCGAACGCACGUAAAACAAUUCGCACGCAUACAAGUGAACGGAACGCAUCCGAGAAGUGUCUUAUCAAUAAUUACGUAAACAAGUUUCGUGUUUUCUGUAUGAAUUUCACAUUUUUAUUGUUGUUCUUUCAAAUCGUGUUCGGUUUUGGAUACGCGGCCGCCGGAGUCGUCUUGAACAUGGAUUAUUUGCAAGGUCCGGUGCCGAUAGCCAGAAAUAUAAGACAUCUACCGUGCAUAUCAAGAAAGACAGGGCAAGAGGGCCUUUGUAUGUUUGCCAUUGACUGCCUCAAAGCGAAUGGAACACAUCUAGGAGCGUGUGUUGACCGAUUUUAUUUCGGUUCUUGCUGUCAAUUAUCCGAUAAGACGACAAUCCCCCAAAUAGUAGCAAACCACAUUGACGACAACUCUAUAGAUAGUUUCAUUAAAGACGACAAACUAUCAAAUAAAAUACCAGAAAUAUUCGCUACGAAAAAAACUACCACAGAGAAAACGGCAACAACUUUAGCUGACCAAGCUGACGCUGUACAAGAUCGAACUGAAUCUAUGGUUCUUGAGACGAAGUCCGAUGAGCAAACGACUGUUUUCAAUAAAAUCACUGAUAAUAUCAAAUUAACGACAGCUCUCAACGUGGAAACAACUACUAGAACUGAAGCAAAACAUACUGAAGCUAUUACUGAAGUGCCGGUCAGAUUGUCGACAUUCCAAACCGUUUCUGUCGGUUCGAACACUGAAAAAUCGACAGAAAACGGAGAAAAAAUCAAAACGACCACAACAAAACCGUCGUCGACGACUGAGAAAGUCACGAAACCAGUCAAAGUGUCCAUGAGACCUACAAUCAUACGGCCUACAUACAAACCGUAUAAUUACACUAGACCUCAAUACACUCAGUCCACCUAUAGGCCGUCGAAACCAGUUUCCAUCAAACCACUUUCGACCAGGAAACCGCCGUACCGACCUCCGACAAAACGGCCGACCAGAAGACCACUGCCGUCACCGCCUAGAUUGAACAUCACCAUACUCCCACAAACAACACCGAAGCCGCCCAAGCCCAUCAACCUUACUACCGAAGUCGCAACUGACAAGUUCGAACCAACAGAACCGUUAACUUCUACAACGAAUUUCGAAACGACGACAAAUAAACCUAGCGCCGUCUCCGAAGACACCACUGAGAAGGCAACGGUUCAAGAAGAGGUCACUGAAAGAGUAACCAAAAUUGAAACUGAAGCACCCACUUCAGUGCCAAGCUCGACUUCAACAGAAUUCCCGCCCUUUGUGACGUGGUCGAACACAGUGGGCGCUACAACUAAAGCGCCAGAAAAAGAAACAGAAUCAAAUAAGGUCACAGAAUCCGAUGAAGAAACAUGGUCACCUAUAACGCCACCCGCAGGUUGGGUUCUACUAUCGACCGUUCCACCGAAACCGGAUACUUCGUCAACCACAACCACAACGACAAACCAACCAAUCAUCCAGGAAACAACCGAGGUCCCGGAGACAACUUUCGUAACCGAAACAACAGUUAAACACACUACAACGAUAAAAUCGACGACAACUGAGCCAACAACAGUGUCCAAUGAACUAAUAACUUCUACGACAACGCCGAAACCGGUUACAACCGAAAAAGUAGUAACUACGACACCAGAAAUUUUAACUACUCAGAUACCGCUGACAACAACAACAAAAUUUGUAACUACUGAGAAACCGCUGACAACACCAGCACCAACGACGACUACAACCGAACAACCAAAGACCACCCGAAAACCAACAACCACCACCAAAAAACCAGAUACCACAACUCAAACCACAACAACCACUACAACUCAAAUUACAACCACUACAACGCCAACAACAACACAUAAACCGGCUACAGCCCAACCACCAACAACAUCAACGGAAAAACCGAUUACUACAACAGAGAAGCCGGUAAAUUCAACCGGGAAACCAGUUACUUCGUCCGAAGCACCGUUAACCGAGGUUCCAACAGAAUACCAAACGAUUUCAACCUCUGAUGCCCCGGUCUUAGAGUUCACAGUCAAUGUAACUCUUACUCCAAGUCCAUCCUCCACCGAAGCUAUUGGUUUGACCACGCUCAACGCAGUUUCCAGCGAAGCUACGACUGAAAAAGCAAGUAAUGCCACUACUGAAGCUGUAUUGGAGAGCACAACGCAGACCGCAGACGUUGAGACAACAACCGAAUUCAUAAAUAUGUCGGAUUACAAAAACGUAUGCGGUAGGAGGCUGUGGCAGGCGCCGCAGAGCCGGAUCGUGGGGGGAGACAAGUCCACCUUCGGGAUGUGGCCCUGGCAGAUAUCCUUGCGGCAGUACAGGACCUCAACGUAUCUGCACAAGUGCGGGGCGGCUUUGCUCAACGAAAAUUGGGCGAUCACGGCAGCUCAUUGCGUCGAACACGUACCGCCGUCGGAGCUGCUGGUCCGUCUCGGGGAGCACGACCUGGCCAACGAGGAUGAGCCCUACGGAUUCGCCGAGAGACGGGUCCAGAUCAUCGCCAGCCACCCUCACUUCGACCCGGCCACGUUCGAGUACGACCUGGCGCUGUUGAGAUUCUACGAGCCGGUUAAGUUCCAGCCUAAUAUCCUGCCAGUCUGCGUUCCUGACAAUGAUGAUGACUAUGUCGGGAAGACUGCUUACGUCACGGGCUGGGGAAGGCUGUACGACGAGGGCCCGUUGCCGAGUGUACUCCAGGAGGUUCGAGUACCCGUGAUCAACAACACGGCAUGCGAGGCGAUGUACCAGGCCGCCGGCUACAACGAGCACAUACCGAACAUAUUUAUAUGCGCAGGCAGAACCAAAGGCGGGACCGACAGUUGCGAAGGUGAUAGUGGGGGUCCUAUGGUGGUACGCCGCGACCGCGACGACAGGUUCGUCCUGGGCGGCAUCAUAUCCUGGGGCAUCGGUUGCGCCGAGCCGAACCAACCCGGAGUCUACACCCGGAUAUCGGAGUUCAGGGAUUGGAUCAACCAGAUACUGCAGUUCUGAGUGACGUUAUAUUAUUAUAACGGCUUUAACGCGAUUCGAAAUUCGAAUGUUGUAAUUUCGAUAAUAAUAAUAAUUGAAUAAUCGAUAAUCGUAAUUCGUAAAUCGAUAAAUGAAUUUAAAAAAAAAACUGAAAGAAACCAUGUAAAAUAGAACUCAUAGCUAUUGAGGCAUUUCUUAACAAAAUUAUUUAAAUACAAAUAGUUUAAUUAAUUAGCCGGUUCAAUCUUCCCAACAAAUUCGAACGGGUACAUAAUAAAUUAUUAUUUUUAACAAAAUUUAAACAUCAAUGAUUUUGUAGUAAAAUAAUAUACAUCGUAAAAAAAAAGAAUUUUGAACAACGAACAUUUGUGCCACUUAAGUCGUGACUCAUAAAACGUUACAUAUGACACACAAAAGUCACGUAAAGUAUUUGCGUCUCGUUCGCACUUCCAAUAACACAUACACACGAACGAGAAGAAAACAAAAUUAAAUAGUACUACAAUAUAGUUUCAUAUAUUUUUUUGUGUAAAAGAUUACAUCAAACUUCAAAUUACCACAAACGGAACGAUAGAUGGCGUUGUUCUAAAAAAACCAAGACAAUUUGAAAAUAUCAGCAAAUUGCUCGGAAUUUUGCAUCGACAUGAUAACUACAUUUCAAGAAAAUAAAAUAUGGGAAUACUUCACAGCUAAGCAUUGAUUUGAAGCUUUGGACUCACAGCCCCAAUGUGGUUAGUUUCUUCUCUCUCUACCUUAAGUUUUAUUAAAAAGAAAGUAUAAUAUUGCAUUGGAUUCCAGAUCAUUCUUAGUCAAAGUUUAUAUUCGAAUUUAAUUUUUAUAAGCUGUCAAUUGUCAUCUUUUACCCGAUCCAGUUUUUAAGCCUCUAUCCAUGCCAUCUGUUGACAAAAAAGAAAAACUGCAUGUGCCUCAACAAAAAAAAGGUGGUGAAACUAAAAUACAUAGAAAGCUCUCGAAAGUAACAAAGUUAGCAUCAACGAACUUCGAAGUGAUUAAAUUAACCCAUUAAUUUAUUAUUAACUCCAACAACAUGAAAAAAACAUAACUAAACGUAUAAACACUUGCGUUUGAUCCCAGCUGAUCUGCGAAAAAGUUUGAGAAUCGCUGUGAACUACGAACUUUACUUUAGAGAAACUUUUAGUAAUAAGUAAACGAAUUUAUUUUUAAUUUAUCAAUGAAUUUAGUUCUCAAUUUGAAAGGGACAGAUGUCUAGUUGAUUUUGACGUCAACGUUUUGCAAAGAGAAACAAGAGAUGGCGCUAGUAUCAUCAAGAAUAAAAACUUAAGCAAGAACUCUGUGCUUUUAAGCUUACAUUUAAAAACACUAAGAAACACAAUUAAUUAAAUUAGAAAUCUGUUUGUUUAACUUUCUUUAAUUCUUAAUAUUUUUUAUAUUAUUAAAGGUCCGUUUUCUAUUCCAAUUAUUACAACACAAUGUUCCCUUUCAUCUUAAAAGUUAGUAUAUAAAAAAAUUAAGAAUUGUCAAGCACAAUCCGUCCUUAAUUUAUUUUAGUUAAAUAAUAAUUUGUACAUAGACGUCAUUAUUUAUAAUAAAUAAGAGAAUGCAUUUAUUAAAUAUAUUUAUGAUCUAGCCAUAGAUUCAUUAAGGAUUCUUCUCAAUGAUAAUAAAUAUAUUUUUUUUAUCAAAA
Bombyx mori (domestic silkworm) is the source of this 5035-nucleotide messenger RNA. RefSeq names its product serine proteinase stubble (gene Np). NCBI's taxonomy places the organism in Eukaryota, Metazoa, Arthropoda, Insecta, Lepidoptera, Bombycidae. Gene Ontology annotation, biological process: proteolysis. The transcript has 10 exons. Gene Ontology annotation, molecular function: serine-type endopeptidase activity. Bases 364 to 3393 code for a protein of 1009 amino acids. The record is from RefSeq and is a predicted model, not a curated record.